Molecule: messenger RNA, 1140 nt
Organism: Coturnix japonica (Japanese quail)
Lineage: Eukaryota; Metazoa; Chordata; Aves; Galliformes; Phasianidae
Gene: LRRC46
Product: leucine rich repeat containing 46
Molecular function (GO): protein binding
Source: RefSeq, a predicted model, not a curated record
UGUCUGGUACCCUUACCCUUCACAAUAUGUCCACCCCAGCCCUCCCCCAUAUCCCCCUACCCACACACAAGGACCCAAGGAUGGGGCAGGGGUCCUGUUCACCUUCACCCACCACGGCUGGGGAUGAGGAGGCUUUACAUGGGGGUUGUAAGGAAAUAUCCCUAGGGGUGACCCUCACUGAUCGCUUUAUGGCUGCACGGAACCUUCGUGGGCUGGGAGAGUCCAUAAACCCAAUGAGCUGCAGCUCUGAGGAGUUUCCAGCCCUUCAAACCAUCCGCUUGGACCGGGAGGAGAUCUGCACCAUUGGGAGGCUUGGGAUGCUGCCAGGGAUUCACAGCCUCUAUCUACAGCGGAACCGAAUUGAGAAGAUUGAGAACCUGGAUUGCUUUCCCAACCUGCAGUUCCUCUCACUGGCUGGAAACUGCAUCCACAAGGUGGAGAACCUGCUGCCCCUGCAACACUUGCGUUUCUUGGACCUGUCUCAGAACCAGAUCCAGACUCUGGAUACAGAUGAGCUGCCCCGCAGCCUCCGCCUCCUGGACCUGACAGGAAAUGAAUGCACCCAUCAACCCGGCUACAGGGAGCUGGUGCUUGGAGCCCUGCCCCAUCUCCUGCAGCUGGAUGCCCAACCUAUCCAUGGCUGCACGGAUCCUGCCCCGGAUGAGAAAGAGAAGGAGGAGAAACAUUGCUCUGGCAGUGAGGAUAGUGAUGAUGAGUUGUUUGCUGAGCUGACAGCCCCUUUCACCACAGGCAAAGAUUUCUUCACAGACCUGCAGCAGGAGUUGGCUGGGCACUCUCAGAGGAGGCAGGGGAAGGCCCUGGAGGAGCACCAGGCCCGUCUGCAGGAGCUGCAGGAGCACAGGGGUCUGCUGCUGCCCCCCAUAUCACUGGGCACAAAGAGCUGCCCACCCCCCAGCCCAGAAACCAACACAGCCCCCACCCCUGGGCGGUCUCAGCUCCAUCCCCACGCAAAACCAAAGAGAAACCAGCAGCCAAAACCAGCUGCCAAACAGAGGCAGCCCCGACCCACAGCCCUGCAAAAGGAGCCUCGCAGCAAAGGGGCAGGGAAAUAGGGGGCACCUCGGGGAUGUGGCAGCAGCACAGCAUUGCACAGUUGGAAUUAAAGCCUCUUUAUUCUUA